ACAUCAAGUCGUUCUAGUACAACGUCCCGUACAGUGGACACUUUCCAAAUGAAUAGCUCGCACAUGCCAGAUGGCACGCUGCAUCGGGAUCGGGUGACAAGUGCUGAGUCCACCGUGACAAGUACAGCAGUCUUCACUACUGACCAAGUCCGAUAGCCUGGAAUAGGGGAACCGCAAAAAAAUUUCGUAAAUUCACGAUGCAAAAACAUGAUUCUUGAACUUCGUUACGCUAUUGGGACUUCGAAACCAUCCGAAGAGAUGAAAGGGAUGGCGAGCACCACGAGGAUUAAUAAAUGAGAUACGAAUGGCUGUAAAUCCAGAAUGUGCAGCUUUGUCGUGGGCCUCUUCGUUGAAGGAGAUUACGCGGUUAACUUCUGAAGACAGUUCCAUCUCGAAAUCUGAAGUUGAAGUUGUGGUAUCGGUCCUCAGGGCUGAAAUAGCACCGUCGAAGCAGGUUGGAAAACAAAGGGUAAUUCGGCAUUAACAAUGGCUCUCAGGAGUUUCUGCGAAGAACAAAAUACGAGCAUUCAAAAGCUGCCAUUUAGAACUUCUGUACUGCAGUUAGGUCCAAUACCGCCCAUCACCAAAAUCUAUAUUAUUCAAAAUCGCGAUAAGAUAACUCACCGCCACGUUGAAAUUAAAUCAGUACACCCAGAGUCGGGCUACAAGGACUACUCACAAAAUACUACUUUCAAAAGCCAAAAGUUGAGAUACGGCAUCCAGGUAGUCCGGAGUCUCCUAGGGAGAUAUUAGAUAUCCUCUGUAGUAACGCGGUCCUAUCGUUUCCGGGUUUCGUGGUGACAGAAAUGAAGACCAAUAUGAGAGCAAAACG
Serpula lacrymans var. lacrymans S7.9 is the source of this 832-nucleotide messenger RNA. RefSeq lists its product as uncharacterized. The coding region runs from base 487 to 753 and encodes 88 amino acids. The record is from RefSeq and is a predicted model, not a curated record. The transcript is spliced from 2 exons. NCBI's taxonomy places the organism in Eukaryota, Fungi, Basidiomycota, Agaricomycetes, Boletales, Serpulaceae.